AUGUCUCGCGUUGCAGAAGCCGAGAUCUUCCCCGUCCUGAAGGGCAAAGUCGCAAUCGUAUCUGGCGCAGCACAAGGUAUGGGGAAAGCCACCGCAGAGGUCUUCCUCAAAGCCGGCGCUAAAGUUGUGGUCUGCGACAUCAAAAAGGAGGGGGAAGCUGUCGCGGCGGAAUUGUCAAAGCUCGGUGACGUUAUCUUCGUCCAGACUGACAUAUCCAAGUCUGCAGAAGUGCAAAAUCUCAUCGAGAAGACCGUAGCACACUUCGGCAGACUCGACGCCGCGGUCAACAACGCAGCCAUGACCCCCGAUAGAACGCCCCUCACCGACUUCGACGAGGAUUAUUGGAAUAAGCUCACCAGUGUCAAUCUGACGGGCACGGCGCUCUGCUGCAAGUACGAGAUGCAGCAGAUGAUCAAGCAGGGUGGGAAAGGAACAAUCGUCAAUAUUACUUCCAUCAAUGGCUUCAGGUCUCAGCCCAACAUGCCGGCGUACACGGCCUCUAAACACGCGUUAAUUGGGCUCACCAAGCAUGCAGCCACGGAGGGCGGUCCUCAUGGUAUCAGGAUCAACGCCAUUGCGCCGGGAGCAAUCUACUCCGAAAUGUCCGCUGCUGCAUUAGCGACGAUAGGUACGACAGAAGAGGCGUUCACUCGCAGCGCUACCCUCUUAAACAGGUUUGGGAUGCCGCACGAAGUUGCGCAGGGGUCCCUCUGGUUGUGCUCCGACGCCUCUUCAUUUGUGACGGGGAUUUGCUUGCCUAUCGACGGCGGCUUUCUAGCUAUGAUGAGCUGCCCUCAAGCAACUUCACCCAGACCUCUUGUCCCGCGGAUUCUCGAGGGCAAGCUGGCGAUUGUGACUGGUUCUGCCAGAGGUAUCGGUGCCGCGAUCGUGCGCAAUCUCGCCAGCAAAGGAUGCAACAUCGUCGUAAACCACGCCACAAAAACCUCUGACGAGGCGGCGUCCAAGCUAUCCGCCGAGUUAGAGAACAACCACGGCGUGAAGGCGGUGGGAGUCCGCGCCGACAUCUCACAAAGAGAUGAGUGCGCCACUCUGGUCGAGGCGGCCAAAGCCUAUUUCGCGAACCCCGCAACCGGGAAGCUGCAGAUCGACAUCCUAGUCCACAACGCCGGGAUCUUAUACUUAGGCCCGCUGCAGAACGUUGUCGAGGAGGAGUUCCAGCAUAUCUACGCCGUCAACGUGCUCGGACCGAUACUCUUGACGACGGCGUGUAUGCCGUACCUGCCGACAGAUAGGUCCGGCCGAAUCAUCAUGAUGUCCAGCAUCAACCCCAAGGUGGGCACUCUGCAUACAUCCUUGUACUCCGGCACCAAGGCGGCAAUGGAAUCUAUGGCUCGCGUCUGGAGUCGUGAGCUUGCGGAGCGCGCCACAGUCAACAGUAUAAAUCCGGGGCCGGUGAUGACGGACAUGUACUUGUCGGCGUCGGAAGAGACGAAACAAUCUCUGGCGGCAUGGAACCCGCUCACGCCACUAGCGCCCGUACGGCCAAGUGAUACCCCCGAGGUACGAGAAAUUGGGCAACGUUUUGGUGGCCGCGCCGCCUAUGAUUACGAGAUUGCCGGGCUGGUCGGCAUGCUCUGUAGCCCGGAGUCUGGUUGGUGUACGGGUAGUUUAAUCAGCGCCAAUGGGGGCCUAGCAUUCGGGUUUUAG
This is a messenger RNA of Annulohypoxylon truncatum, 1668 nucleotides long. Its product is annotated as NAD(P)-binding protein. The record is from RefSeq and is a predicted model, not a curated record. The transcript has 4 exons. Gene Ontology annotation, molecular function: oxidoreductase activity. Bases 1 to 1668 code for a protein of 555 amino acids. NCBI's taxonomy places the organism in Eukaryota, Fungi, Ascomycota, Sordariomycetes, Xylariales, Hypoxylaceae.